This is a messenger RNA of Candidula unifasciata, 834 nucleotides long. Lineage: Eukaryota; Metazoa; Mollusca; Gastropoda; Stylommatophora; Geomitridae. The record is from the annotation of a GenBank genome assembly.
UAUGAGCGCAGCCAGCUUGAGGGCAACACAAAUCCACAAAGUGCCAACGACUUUGAGAGGCUGGUUCUGCAGUCUCCUGACAGCUCACUUGUCUGGCUCCGCUACAUGACAUUCCACAUUGAGCAGGGUGAAAUUGAGAAGGCAAGAGCAGUUGCAGAGAAGGCUCUCAACACCAUAUCAUUUAGAGAGGAGCAAGAGAAAAAGAACAUGUGGCUGGCCUACCUAAACAUGGAGACCAUGUACGGAGAGACCAGUGAUGUGAAGAAACUGCUGGAGAGAGCUGUGGCAUAUAAUGAUGCAUUGGAUAUGUACCUGAAGAUGUGUGAUAUUUAUGUUUCUGCUGGAAAUUUUGAGGAUGCUGACCUACUGUAUGCUCUACUGACUCGGAAGUACAAGAAAGAGAAGGUUGUUUGGAAAUCUUUUGGCCAGUUCCUGUUCAAGGCAGGAAAAGCAAUAACUGCUAGGAAUGCACUUCAGCGCAGUAUUAAUGUUCUGGACAAAAAAGAUCAUGUUGAAGUUAUUGCUAAGUUUGCCAACUUGGAGUUUACGGAUGGAGACAAGGAACGUGGUCGUACCAUGUUUGAAAAUCUCAUAGCCAGCUACCCAGGUCGAACAGACUUGUGGUCAGUUUAUGUAGACAUGGUUGCCAAAGUUGGCGAUAUUGAAGGUGCCAGGCAAAUCAUGGAGCGAGCUGUGAAACAAAAGCUCAACCCAAAGAAACUGUCUUUCUUGGUACAGAAGUACGUUCGGUUUGAGGAGACACACGGCACUGAGGAUCAGGUGCAGCAUGUGAAAGACAUGGCCUUGACACUGUUUGAUAAAAAUGACUCUUAG